Messenger RNA from Salvelinus sp. IW2-2015, 3046 nucleotides. Its product is annotated as RING finger protein 122-like. The record is from RefSeq and is a predicted model, not a curated record. Lineage: Eukaryota; Metazoa; Chordata; Actinopteri; Salmoniformes; Salmonidae.
CGGUAAUGUUGUGUAUGACAAUACCAAGGCAGGACUUCUCGCGUUACGAAAAUAACAACAGAUGUAGAUUCCAGAAGUAAAAUUGCCUACAGAUGUGGUAAGGUACGAGCCACGGUCGACUCCUUUUGCAUAACUUUUUUCUUUGUCUUUUUUUUUUAAGUCGCAUAUGUACAGUAUAUCURAUGGCAACAUUUGAGAGAGAGAGAUUCCUACCGAAGGAAGAAUGUAUAGUCCAGCUGUGAGCGUCAUCCAUUCACGACGAACCACUGGUGUUUAUGAAGAAUAAACACGUUCUACCAUCGAGGGGCAGUCUGUGAGCCUUCUUCGUUAUAACGGGUGUGUGUGUCUGGUUCACUGUCAGAGGGGAAAGAUCAGAGGUCACAGUAGGUCGGGGGCUAGAGGUUAGGGAUCAUGUCUGCCGUGGCGUUCCAGGACCUUCCUCUCAACAUCUACAUGGUCAUCUUCGGGACCGGAGUCUUCGUCUUUGUCCUCAGCCUCAUCUUCUGCUGCUACUUCAUCAGUAAACUGAGGCACCAGGCUCAGCGAGAGAGGUUUGGAUACAAAGCGGUGGUAUUCAAAGGGGAUACAAAGAAACUGAAUCUACACGGGCAGACAUGCGCCGUGUGCUUGGAGGACUUCAGAGUGAAAGAUGAGCUWGGAGUGUUGCCAUGCCAACACGCCUUUCACCGGAGUUGCCUGGUGAAGUGGCUGGAGGUGCGCUGUGUGUGUCCCAUGUGUAACAAGCCCAUCACUGGACCACCUGAACAUCACCACAGCCUGGGCACACUACUGGAUGAACUGGUGUAGCGCAUUGCUAUGGCGAUACAGUUCGAACAGAGUGGUGUAACAUGUUGCUAUGGCGAUACAGUUCGAACGGAGUGGUGUAACCUGUUGCUAUGACAACACAGUUGGAAUAGACUGGUCUAACAGACUAUACGUCGUUAAAGUGAAUUUACCGGACAAACUGUUCUUAAGGUCCAGGGAGAAAACCACAACAAUGGAGAAAAAAAAGAUUCAGAUUUCAGACCCUCGUGUAUUGAUAACGAGACGGGACACAGAGRAUUAUGGGUACUGUAGUAUAUCAUACCACACCUUAUCAAGUGGAGUCAGUCAUUUAAUGACUGACUGSCCAAACCUCUACAGUGCUCACUCAACCAGUUUCAGGAAUGAGUGCAGGAUUCCCAAACCAGACUCUGGGACUAAAAUGUCCCUCUCAACCCUCAAUCCCUGUCUGGACGAGGGGUUACCUGUUGAGGGAGAACUUCAGGUGACUCAUGAGCCACAUUGCAGAACGCCCAGAUAAAAAAAAUUAAAAAAUGAUGUCGAACAGACAUGCCUCUGAAAUGUAGAGUGAGGAAUCAUGUCAGCUCUAGUUGUGGCAUUUCUAUCUGCAACAUCCAGUAUGUUGCACCCUGGGGAUGAUGACAUACAUUUAUUAUUAUUGUGACACGUUUCCUGCCGACWACACCGUGUGUGUGUGRGUGCAUGCGCGUCUGUCAGAUCUGCAUCCUGCUUAUAUUAAGUGGGUGUGACACACUCCUGUUUUGACCUYUAGGAGGAACCGACGACGACAAUGUAUUUAUUCUGACCAUUAUUUCCUAUAGAUUUGCCAAACAAGCCUAUGCAGUUUAUUGUAUUUAGAAUGAAGAGAGAUUGGGACGCAUUCCUUUAUGUAUGGUAAACUGAAACUGAAACACUGACCCAAUAGCUAAGUCYACCUUCCCUACGUGUACACCGCAAAGAUUUUUCUAUUGAAAUGGAAAUCGUAAGACAAUAUCUGCUUUUGUAAAUAUGAGGAAAAAGUCCAWGGGCCCUGAUUUGUUCUAUGUCCUACRGUGUUUGUGGUGUGUGAACGAACAMUCCUCUACUGUGUAUGUAGAGGCAGGAGGAAUAGAAACACAACUCACCUGCCUUAAACCCCCUCUCACCUCUGGGUCUGCUAUGAUACGACACGGGCCAUGACCCAAUACUUCAACCAUUCCCCUUCCACCCUCCCUUCCGCAAAGUAAUCACUGACCUUACUGGAUGGGUAGAAGACGUUCCACCAUAUAGCUUCCAUCAACAGUCAGGUCGGAUCUGUGAAUAUUUAGUAAAAGAGGUUGAAAGGGUGCAUUUUGUAAGUAUUGGAACAGGUCCAUGGAUUUCACAGUCCUGUUUCAGUUGCCAUGUUUGUGCUCCUGUGAAUGUUUCAGGGMUCGGUCAUUUCUCAACACCGUCCAUCUCUUCAUCACAGAGUGUUAUUAUGGACUGCCCUCAUACGAACAGUUACACCACGAAACCUGGAAGGGUCACUAGACCAUAGUCACUAGAGGGCCAGUCGGUCUCUGCUUUUACCGUACUUGACAUGACAAUUACAAAGGAGUUGGCUGAAGCAGGCACCCGAGCUACUAAGUGGCCAGGCCAGAGCGAACAAGUGACAAUAUUUAAUGAGAACUGACAAACAAAUUUGUGUGCCAUCUGUUAGGGGUUAACCCUUUACACUCGUACCCGUAUACCGGUUGACAAGUGAGUAUUUGGACACUGAUAAGUGCCUAAAUUGGAACGCAGAGGCUGUACAGUAACUUGCUAUACAUYACAUCAGAGCUCUGGGUCUCCACUUCACAGCGCUGUAUGGGUUUUGACUGACAGCGGUUCUGAACUUGACCCGCUACGCUCGACAAGAAGUACAAAUCCAAAUCAAAUUGUAUUUGUCACGUGCUUCGUAAACGUUUACAUUUGAGUCUUUUAGCAGACGCCCUUAUCCAGAGCGACGUGCAGUAGUGAGUGCAUACAUUUUCAUACUUUUUUCAUACAACAGGUGUAGACUAACAGUGAAAUGGUUACUUAUGGGUCCCGCUUAAUUAUGGAUUCCAACAAGUUAAGAUAAAGAUAAAAAAUUCAUWAAAAAAAAAAAUGAAACAGUGACAUGAGGAAUAAAUACACACUGAAUAACGAAUAAUGAGUAAAAGUAACAUGGAUUUAUGCAGGGUGUACCAGUACCAGGUCGAUGUGCAGGGGUACAAGGUAAUUGAGGUAGCUUUGUACAUAUACACUGAGUGUACAAAGC